ACAGGAAGUGAUAUAUGAGAGCAUGAGAUUUUGCUACAGGGUCAGCUGUGCUGCUUCACACCCACCACAUUGCCUGGUGACAACAGCACAAAAGUCAAAGCGAGGCUAUGGUGCCUGAGUCAGCUGCUGCUGACACUGUGUCACUGAUGCUUGAGACCAGGGAUGAUGGCGACCGCAAUGGAGCAGCCCCUCAUCGAGAAUAUGGAAGUUGUGGUGGAUGGACUUUCCACACAUCAGGCACUCUCUGACUUGCGGGACAGUCUACAUCAGGCUUUGUCCAACUUCAACCUGCAAAGGCAAGCCAGACGAAGCUGGAAGGGACUAUGGAGACAGAGUUUUCUGCACCAUUCAAGUCGCUGGUCCAGUCUCCACUGGCCGGGAGCCCUGCUCAUGUUGCUAGCCGCGGUCAUGCUGCUUUGUUGUCAUGGAAACCAACUACCAGACAGCUGCUGGACACAGGCGCUCAGUGGUGUCUCCCUGCUUGGACUUCUUCUGCUUAGUCUAGCUGGCCUUAGCCUGCAGCAACACCUCUUGAAGGCUCAGGAGCCAGUGAGGCAGGUUCAAGCUGUGAUCAACAUGGUCAACGCUCUUCUCUGCAGUCCUGCUUCAUGUGGUGAUGUCCACUAUCCCGAUCUGCUCACUCCUCCUUCCCAAUCCAUCUCACUCCAGUGGACUUACAGAGAUGGUUGUUUGGUGAACUUGCCUGUUAGUCUGCUGGUCAAAGGUGAUAUUGUGGUUCUGAGGCCAGGGCAGGAAGCCCCCACAUCUCUGAGGGGCUUACAGGAAAAGGAGCAUGUUGUUUUGGAAAGGGGAGACAUCUUUUGCCAUUUCUCCUCUCCACCCUCUCCCCUGGACGGUGACAAGCCAUGUUCUCACCACGUGCUUCAACCUCAGCCCUUCAGAGUGACCAAGACACCAAUCGUAGAGAGUGUCCAGAGGUAUCUGGAGCUGGGAGACCAGAGGCCGGUAUCCGUAUUGGAUAAUGAGCGCUUUACAGCUCAGACAAUUCUGGAGAAAGUAGUUGCUCCACUGGUUCUGGCAUUGCUGUUCAUCAUCAACUGCACUCGUUAUUUUUUUGAUGCCCCUGGCUCAGGACCCUGGCAGUUAAUGCUCCUUCAGUUGCAGGUGAAUGGAAUCCUGCCAUUGCUCCCUCUAACUUUUCCUUUGCUGUGGCUGCUGCUGAGCCUGUAUGGUGCAGCCCGAGUCUUACGCCAAGUGAAAAAACCUCCGGCAGGAUGGCUGCAAUCUUGGAGGGAGUGUCUCAAAGUUCUGUGUGGGUGCUCGUUGGCAUGGGGUCACAACACCAAUCUCCUGCACAGUCUUGGCUCUGUCACGGUUCUGUGUUGUGUGGAUAAGCAAGGAAUCCUCUCGUUCCCAGAGCCAAGUGUGGACAAGGUGCUCUUCUUCACAAGAAAUAGUCUUCCUCCACAAGAAAGGGGUACUGGAACAGCUGAUGGACAACAGAAACAAAGCUCCAUGAAGGUGUUGAGUUUGUCACAGGACAGAGAAACACUAAUGGGUGUGCAGUUUGAUGACCCUCGAUGGCAACAUUACAGCUCAUCUCUCAGACCGCUGGGCCUGGGCACCCUGCUAGGCCUGUGCAACUCAGUAGCUGUAGCCAACAUCUGGCAGUUGACUGACCAUCUGUCCAAUGUUGCUCUCUUCAGAAGCUGCCCUAGCUGUCCCCCCAUCCAGAUGCCUUGGGGGACAUGUGAGCUUGCUAAAGUCUUAGGCUUCUCCUCCCAUGGGAAAGAUGCCUUCCAGCAGCAGAUGAGCUUUGCGGUGUACAAUAUAAAUACAAGUCUCAGUUCAAUGGAUAUGCUGCCAUGGCACCUUCCACCAGUGACUAGGAGAAAACUGCCCCUGAGCCAUGCUAUCUGCCUCAUCUUCCAUGACACCACCACAGACACUCUGCAGCUCUUCUCGAUCGGCUCAGCAGACACAAUCUUGAGAGAAUGCACCGACCUGUGGGAUGGAGCUGACAUCCAGCCGCUCACAGACUCUGUUAGGAAAAAGGUGUUGGACUUUCAUCAGAGAGCCUGCAUUGCAGGGCAGUGUCUUGCCAUAGCCUUUAAACCUGUCCUGUACCCCAUAAAUCCUGAACUCAAUGGGAUGUGUGUGCAGAUGCCUUCAGGAGAACGCCAGGUCACUGGUACAGACUCUGAAAGCAUCGAUGAGGAUGACCUUCAGAUGCUUGUCGGUGACCAGAUUUUCCUUGGUUUGAUUUCAACGCAGUAUCAAGCAAGGCCAGAGAUGGUGCGACUUGUUGCUGGAAUGGAUGAUGCCUGCAUUCGUUUUGUUUGGUUUUCUUUGGAAGAGGAAGUAAGAAGCAAGGUCUUUGCAGAAAAGAUGGGCCUAGAGACAGGAUGGAACUGCCAUGUCUCCCUGCAGUCUGAACUCUUCCCACUGUAUAUGGAGAGUGAGAGCUACCAUGACAAAGCAGGAGAUUCUGAAGACGCAGAUUGGUUCACUAAUGAGUCGGGCAUUCCCAGCCUGGAUAGAGAGCAGGAGUCUCUUCUUGAGGAUCUGAACCGGGCAAAACUUCCCAAAGGCAUUGAGAAUGUGCGCCCCCAUCUGGAGAACAUAGACAAUGUGCCACUGCUGGUGCCCCUCUUUACAGACUGCACCCCUGACACCAUGUGUGAGAUGGUGAAGAUCAUGCAGGAGCACGGAGAGGUGACAUGCUGCCUGGGCAGUGGCCUGACCCUCAGAAACUACAAAGUUCUCCUCCAGAGUGACAUCAGCAUUGCUCUGGAACCGUUGUUUCCAUCACCUUGUGGUAUUGAGAGUGGAUGCCCUUCAGUGUUGGUUCCACACAGUCCAGUAGGUCCUACACCUUCAUGUAAUCCCCUGCUCCAGCUUGCCAGUGUCCUCUGUGGUAUGCCCUGUGCUGUUCACCUGACACAGCAGGAAAUUCCUAGCAUCAUCUGCCUCAUCAAACAGGCAAGACAUACAAUAUCUGGCAUCAGAAAGUGCUUCCUCUUUCUCCUGCAGUGCCAGCUCUCUCUGGUCCUUAUUCAGGUUCUAGGCUGUGUGUGCCAGCUUCCUCCUCCUCUUGGCACCACCGAUGUGAUUUGUCUGUCCUGCAUCAGCUUCCCCAUGGUCAGCGUGUCUCUUCUGGGGAAACCCCCUGACAGCACAAUCAUGAAAGUGCCGACAGGCAAAAAUCUUAGAUUCUUACCAAAAAUGACGCAGCAGUUCUUCAUUCUCUACUUUCUAGUCAAGUUUGGCCUAACCAUGUGUACCUACCUGGCUUGCUUUGGAUUUAUGCUCCAUGGAUUCUGCAAGAAGACCCAUCCAGAAUCAGUAGCAGGCUGCCAUCCACAUGCACUUCUAAGGAGGAUAUUCUGCUUUUUCUUCAGGUCUCAUAGCAACAGAACUGUAGCACCAGACUGGUUUGGUGAACAUGCAGACGGCCUCACGUUGGCUCAGAAGGUCAUGGCCCUCUUUGUCUUACUGAAUGGACUGUGCACCUCAGCCAGCCAUGUUCACCGCUCCAACCCACUUUGGAAGCAAAGUCCGCUGAACAAUCGAUGGUGGAUUUCAGUUGUCUGUGCUGCGCUGAUUCUGCAGCUCUUUAAAAUGUCAGCGGCCCACUCUCUGGAGAACAGGGAUCCCAGCUUCGGACUCUCUGACAUUCCAAUAGCCACUUGGCUUCUGGGCUUCCUCUGGCUACUUCCUCUUGUGGCUAUCAAUGAGGCAAUCAAGCUUCAUGAGAUCAGAAUGAGGGUGCGAUACCAGAAGAGGCAGAAGCUGCAGUUUGACACCAAGUUGGGAAUGAACUCUCCUUUCUAAUAUGAUAUGAAGAUGGAAGUCUUUCUGUUUGGCUCCAGUUGUUCUUCUGCUCUUUACCAGUGUCUUCUAUAUCUUUAUAGUGUGUUUCACAGCACAUAAUCAUAAGGUUCUUUAAAAAAUAAAUAAGAAUUGCAUUUAAAGUAGAAAAAUAUCAAAUUGUAAUACUAGA
This is a messenger RNA of Polypterus senegalus (gray bichir), 3964 nucleotides long. Its product is annotated as transmembrane protein 94-like. The transcript has 29 exons. NCBI's taxonomy places the organism in Eukaryota, Metazoa, Chordata, Cladistia, Polypteriformes, Polypteridae. Gene Ontology annotation, molecular function: nucleotide binding. Bases 163 to 3795 code for a protein of 1210 amino acids. The record is from RefSeq and is a predicted model, not a curated record.